AUGUUUCCUUAUGCAGUGAGCUAUGGGGAGGGCCAUGGCUGGUGCCUCCUGAGCAGAUUCCUGAAGGAGAAAGUGCAGCUAACCAAGAUAGCUGUAGAAAGCAGUCACCACGCAGCAGCUGAUCAGUCAUUACUAGAGAAUGUGUGGGCCAACUUCAUCAGUGGAGACGAAGCCGAUAGAGCAACAAAAUCAUGGGGAAAAUUGCCUAGGUUGGAUGGGAAAGACGGGUCCAUGGAAAUUUUACAAAGGCUACCAAGUCUUGGGAGGUGGAUAUCAAUGGGGGCUGACGCCUGGGAGGAUCUUCUCCGUGGAAUUAUUCCUCCAGGGAAUACAGACCAAUCAUGCAACUAUGUUACCUGUAAAGAGAUAAGCACUCGAGGGCUUAAAGUGAAUUCGAUGAGAGUAGAGAAACCGACAACGAGACACUACUGGGGAGUGAGAAGGCGACCUUGGUGCAAGUAUGCAGCAGAGAUAAGGGACUCGUCGAGGAAAGGAGCUCGAGUUUGGCUUGGGACAUUUGAUACAGCUGAGGAAUCAGCUAUGGCUUAUGACAAGGCUGCUUUGAGAAUUAGAGGCCCCAAGGCAUAUCUUAGCUUCCCAAUUGAGACAGUAUCUAAGGUUAUGGGGAUCGACCAAACAAAAACUAACUUCGACUGUUGUUUGCCUGCAACUAAUUAUCAAGGCAACGACUCUGCUAGCGCAGAUCUCGGCGGUGGCAAGAAUUUCACUAGACAUCGUAAAAGAGAGUCUAGCAAUGGGGAGCAAAACAGUGAGCUUGUGAUGGUUGAACAACCUAAUCUAAGGAGAAUUGCAAGUAUUGAAGAGGAUGGAUACGAUGUAUUUGAGUUUAAGGAUCUGGGGAGCGAUUAUUGGGAGAGUUUGUUGUCAUCUUUUUGACAUAAGAGAAUCUAAAGGGAUACGAGAUUUGAAAGAUUACAGGUGUAAAUGGAGAUUGGUUGA
Molecule: messenger RNA, 960 nt
Organism: Hibiscus syriacus
Lineage: Eukaryota; Viridiplantae; Streptophyta; Magnoliopsida; Malvales; Malvaceae
Product: ethylene-response factor C3-like
Exons: 3
Coding region: 1-897 (298 amino acids)
Biological process (GO): regulation of DNA-templated transcription; ethylene-activated signaling pathway
Molecular function (GO): DNA binding; DNA-binding transcription factor activity
Source: RefSeq, a predicted model, not a curated record